AUGGCCUCGCUGGACCUGCCGUACCGUUGCCCCCGCUGUGGGGAGCACAAGCGCUUCCGGAGCCUGUCGUCGUUGCGCGCACACCUGGAAUACAGCCACACAUACGAGACGCUCUAUAUCCUCUCCAAGACCAACAGCAUCUGCGACGGUGCCGCAGCCGCAGCUGCAGCCGCUGCUGCCUCCGGCUUCCCGCUGGCGCCCGAGCCCGCCGCCCUGCUGGCCGUGCCCGGCGCCCGGCGCGAGGUCUUCGAGAGCACCUCCUUCCAGGGCAAGGAGCAGGCCGCGGGGCCGUCGUCCGCAGCGCCACACCUGCUGCACCACCAUCACCACCACGCACCCCUCGCCCACUUCCCCAGCGACCUGGUGCCCGCCAGCCUACCCUGCGAGGAGCUGGCAGAGCCGGGCCUCGUACCCGCCGCCGCCGCGCGCUAUGCGCUGCGUGAGAUCGAGAUCCCGUUGGGAGAGCUGUUCGCCCGCAAGUCCGUGGCCUCCUCGGCCUGCUCCACGCCCCCGCCGGGUCCGGGCCCCGGCUCUUGCCCCGGGCCCGCUUCUGCCUCGCCCGCGUCUCCUUCACCAGCCGAUGUGGCUUACGAAGAGGGCCUGGCGCGCCUCAAGAUCCGCGCGCUGGAGAAGCUGGAGGUGGAUCGGCGGCUGGAGCGGCUGAGCGAGGAGGUGGAGCAGAAGAUCGCCGGCCAGGUGGGCCGGCUGCAGGCGGAGCUGGAGCGCAAGGCCGCUGAGCUGGAGACAGCUAGGCAGGAGAGCGCGCGGCUGGGCCGCGAGAAGGAGGAGCUGGAGGAGCGAGCAUCUGAGCUGUCCCGCCAGGUGGACGUGAGUGUGGAGCUACUGGCCUCACUCAAGCAAGACCUGGUGCACAAGGAGCAGGAGCUGAGCCGCAAGCAGCAGGAGGUGGUGCAGAUUGACCAGUUCCUGAAGGAGACUGCGGCACGGGAGGCCAGCGCCAAGUUGCGGCUGCAGCAGUUCAUCGAGGAGCUCCUGGAGCGGGCCGACCGGGCUGAACGGCAGCUUCAGGUCAUCAGCAGCAGCUGUGGCAGCACACCGAGCGCCAGCCUGGGCCGUGGAGGGGGGGGCGGUGGUGCUGGACCUGGGGCCCGGGGCCCAGGCAGAAUGCGAGAACACCACGCAGGCUCGGCCAUGCCUAGCACAUACGCGGUGUCACGGCAUGGCUCCUCUCCCAGCACAGGGGCUUCCAGCCGCGUCCCAGCUGCAUCCCAGAGUUCAGGCUGCUAUGACAGUGACAGUCUGGAGCUGCCCCGGCCAGAAGAGGGCCCCCCAGAGGACAGUGGCCCUGGGGGCUUGGGCACACGGGCCCAGGUGGCCAACGGUGGCUCGGAGCGAGCCCAGCCCCCUCGAAGCUCAGGCCUGCGGCGCCAGGCCAUUCAAAACUGGCAGCGCAGACCCCGCCGGCACAGCACGGAGGGAGAGGAGGGCGAUGUCUCAGAUGUGGGCUCCAGAACCACGGAGUCAGAGGCUGAGGGUCCCUCAGAUGCUCCCCGCCCUGGGCCUGCUAUGUCUGGGCCAUUGAGUAGCUGCCGGCUCUCAGCCCGCCCUGAGGGAGGCAGUGGGCGGGGUCGGCGAGCAGAGAGGGGCAGCCCCUCACGCUCCAACGAGGUCAUCAGCCCAGAGAUCCUCAAGAUGCGGGCCGCCCUGUUCUGCAUCUUCACCUACCUGGACACACGCACACUACUGCAUGCUGCCGAGGUCUGCCGGGACUGGCGCUUCGUGGCCCGCCAUCCCGCCGUCUGGACACGGGUGCUGCUCGAGAAUGCCCGCGUCUGUUCCAAGUUCCUGGCCAUGCUGGCUCAGUGGUGCACCCAGGCCCACUCACUGACACUGCAGAACCUGAAGCCCCGGCAGAGGGGCAAGAAGGAGAGCAAGGAGGAAUAUGCCCGGAGCACCAGGGGCUGCCUGGAAGCAGGGCUGGAGUCCCUGCUGAAGGCAGCAGGGGGGAAUCUGCUGAUCCUGCGCAUCUCCCAUUGUCCCAACAUCCUCACUGACCGUUCGCUCUGGCUGGCCAGCUGCUACUGCCGUGCCCUGCAGGCUGUCACCUACAGAAGUGCCACGGACCCCGUGGGCCACGAAGUCAUUUGGGCCCUGGGUGCUGGCUGCAGAGAGAUCGUCUCCCUCCAAGUGGCACCACUGCACCCUUGCCAGCAGCCCACGCGCUUCAGUAACCGCUGCCUGCAGAUGAUUGGUCGCUGUUGGCCCCAUCUCCGGGCCCUGGGGGUUGGGGGCGCUGGCUGUGGGGUGCAGGGCCUGGCAUCCCUUGCAAGAAACUGCAUGCGGCUGCAGGUCCUGGAGCUAGACCAUGUGUCAGAGAUCACCCAGGAGGUGGCAGCUGAGGUCUGCCGCGAAGGCCUGAAGGGACUGGAAAUGCUGGUGCUCACAGCCACCCCCGUUACCCCUAAAGCCCUGCUGCAUUUCAACAGCAUUUGCCGGAAUCUCAAGUCCAUCGUGGUCCAGAUUGGGAUUGCCGAUUAUUUUAAAGAGCCCAGCAGUCCUGAGGCCCAGAAGUUGUUUGAGGACAUGGUGACAAAACUCCAGGCCCUACGAAGGAGGCCCGGUUUCUCUAAGAUCCUGCACAUCAAGGUGGAAGGCGGCUGCUAACCCGGGUUGGGGGCGGCAGGGCUCCUGCCAGCCCCACACUAGGGCACUCUCUUUGUACCUCCAGAGGAACUCUGAUUUGAACUAGACCUUCAGAGGUCUAGUGUUAU
Messenger RNA from Talpa occidentalis (Iberian mole), 2732 nucleotides. RefSeq names its product F-box protein 41 (gene FBXO41). The coding region runs from base 1 to 2625 and encodes 874 amino acids. Gene Ontology annotation, molecular function: protein binding. The transcript is spliced from 12 exons. The record is from RefSeq and is a predicted model, not a curated record. NCBI's taxonomy places the organism in Eukaryota, Metazoa, Chordata, Mammalia, Eulipotyphla, Talpidae.